Messenger RNA from Neurospora tetraspora, 456 nucleotides. RefSeq lists its product as uncharacterized. NCBI's taxonomy places the organism in Eukaryota, Fungi, Ascomycota, Sordariomycetes, Sordariales, Sordariaceae. The transcript is spliced from 3 exons. The coding region runs from base 1 to 456 and encodes 151 amino acids. The record is from RefSeq and is a predicted model, not a curated record.
AUGGACCCUGGCAAACCGCAGAUCUCGUUAAUUCGAGGUGAUGGAGGUGAUGAACUGAAGGAGGUGAAGGACAUGGCGUUUGUUCUCCAAGGUUACGAGAACCUUAUCAAGAGAACCCACCGCUUUAUAGUCGACGCCCAGUCUUCCGGACCCAGUGCACCCUUCAGCGAUGAACAAUGCGCAGAAAUUUCUGGGGCCUACGAUACAUUUGCCAAUGCCAAUGAGGCAGCCUUGAAGGUCCUCACAAAGAAGGCGUCUCAGGUCACGCUCUAUGGAUACCAUGUACCUACGCAUGAAGCCCUCAAAAACCUUGAGAGCGCGUAUGAUGUACUGGCAAUCACCGUUAUUGGCAACUGCCCUCAGGACACGCCUAAGACGGCUAUCAGCGGCGACGCGUCGAACCUCAAGUUUACUCUCGAUGCGGCCAUCAAGAGAUACUCGAUCUUCCAAAUCUAG